This is a messenger RNA of Musca vetustissima, 1746 nucleotides long. RefSeq names its product zinc finger and BTB domain-containing protein 14 (gene Zaf1). Gene Ontology annotation, biological process: regulation of transcription by RNA polymerase II. NCBI's taxonomy places the organism in Eukaryota, Metazoa, Arthropoda, Insecta, Diptera, Muscidae. Gene Ontology annotation, cellular component: nucleus. The transcript is spliced from 6 exons. Gene Ontology annotation, molecular function: RNA polymerase II cis-regulatory region sequence-specific DNA binding; DNA-binding transcription factor activity, RNA polymerase II-specific; zinc ion binding. The record is from RefSeq and is a predicted model, not a curated record. The coding region runs from base 1 to 1746 and encodes 581 amino acids.
AUGGAAAUUAGUAUAAAGUGGAAUAUAUGCAGAGUGUGCCUUAAGGAGGAGAACAAAAAAGACAAUGAACAAAUGAAGCCGAUAUUUGAUGGCGAUGGUGGAGGAAGCAACAAAUUGGUCAAAGAUAUAUUUGAGUCCUCUGGUGUGGUCAUGAAGCCCAACGAUGGAUUACCCGAGAAAAUCUGUCGAAAAUGUAUUUCAGUAUUAAAACAAGCUGUAUACUUUCGUAAGACAUGUAGGGAAUCAAAUAUAAAUCUACGUUCCGUAUUGGAGCGGACAAGAUCGGCUACAAAUUUCUUUAAAAAGGAAAGGAGUACAGAUGGAAUAGAAUCGGAUGAUAAUUCCUACUGUGAAGAUGAUGGUAACAGUAUGGAAGAUACAGAAAUUCAAUCAGCUCCCAACAAAAAAGAAAAAAAUAAGCGACAAAAGACUGAAGAUAUUAAGGAAAAUAUUGCUAAGAAUCACAAUAGAGAGCGCAAGAAAGAAGAAGAUGAGAUGGAUGAGGAAUUAGAUUAUUUCACCAAGCUAACGGAUGAAAUCCAAAAGGUACCAUCAACAACUGAUAACUCUGAUCAUAAUAGUCCAGAACAACAUGUAGCCACUCCUGAAAAAAAUGUACCAUCCGAAGAACAUGUUGAUGAUGACGGUGAUAUUGAUGCAAAUACAUCAAAUUUUGUUUCGAAAAUGUUAAAGGUACAAGAAAUGAUUGACAGUGAUACUUUUGAUAAUAAUUUUGCCGAUGAACAUGUGGUCCAAGAAGAAAUCGACAAAGAUAGUAAUGUUAAAAAAGAAGAUGAAUCCCUUUAUUACAUUAUAAGCAAUGAAGAUCUCAACGAGGCCGAAAAUCAUUCAAAUGAACAACAACAACAACAUCUUAAAGAAGAUCAUAUUUCAGAAGAAAAUAUUGCAUUUGUAACAUUUACUGAGGAUGAGGGAACCCAGGAUGAGGAUGAUGAUGUUGUUGACAAUGAUGAGGAGCUAUCCGAACAAUUUGGCGAAGAAGAAGAAAGUCAAAAUAAUGAUGAUGACGACAAUGUAUCAUCAACGGUUAUUACAAAAGAUGAACUUGACUUCGAAGCUACCUAUUCAAGCAAUUCACAACAAAAUAUUGAUUGUGAAUAUGAAAUAGAUCAGUUCAUAAUACAUGAACCGUCAUUAAAUGCAAAUAAACAGGAAAAUGUUACAUUAAAUUAUGAAAAUAAAUAUCCCAUAAAAAUGCACCAAUCGAAAAGGGUGUCGGCAACGACGACUGCCAGAAGAAAAUCAAUACAGAAUAACUUACCACUUAGCUGUGAAAUAUGUGGAAAUACAUUUAAUAGUAGACAAGUUUUAAAUGUCCACAUGAAAAUUCAUCGUCAAGAAAAGACACACGAAUGCGAAAUUUGUUUCAAAAGAUUUAUAACCGCCUGCAAUCUUCAGGCUCAUAUGCGUAUUCACACAGGCGAGAAACCAUUUGAGUGUAAAUUUUGUGGAAGAAGAUUUUCCGAUCGAAGUACACAUAUACGUCAUGAAAGAAUACAUACCAAUGAAAAACCAUUUAGCUGUGAUGCCUGUGGGAAAUCAUUUGCAUUGGCAACAACUUUGCAGGCUCAUUUAAAGGUCCAUACAGGCGAACGACCGUAUAGGUGUGAUCCAUGUUCUAAAUCCUUUAAACUCGCCCAUCAAUUAAAAGCCCAUAGAAAUACCAGUCUACACAAAGCUGUAGAAAAUGCAAUUGAAAACACCAAAUACAUAGAUACGUCGUAA